Molecule: messenger RNA, 7629 nt
Organism: Linum trigynum
Lineage: Eukaryota; Viridiplantae; Streptophyta; Magnoliopsida; Malpighiales; Linaceae
Source: the annotation of a GenBank genome assembly
AUCCGUAAAAUCAAAGAAAAAAGAGUCAAAUAUUUUACACGUAACGUUUUCCAUGCAUGCACUAAUUGCAUUGCAUGCCCAAACAAAUUAAUCUUCUUUGUAUUUGCCCAUUGAAAACGGCUGGUCAUUAGUCACUCAUUAUGACUAUGAAGAGAGCUGGUCAAUCAACCAUAGUCAGUCCAUAUAUAUCCAGAUUAAUAACAAAGUACCUUGAAGUACAUGUUUAUCUUUUUAACGUAAGCUUGAGAUUAAAUAUAUAAGAGCCGGUUUCUUCAAUGGAGAAAGUAUAUCUACACAAUAAAUAAAAGCCAAAUGAGAAAACUUGAAGUCUCAUUUCAAAUUUUCUGUAUCCAAAGUGAAAGUAGUAAGGACAUUUGAUCUUCACAAUUACUUUUUUUAAUCCAUUAAAAAGACACUUACUAGGAUUCGAACCAUGACCACUUUAAAGAAAAACAAAGAUCAUAACCAAUCACAUUAAGUACAUUUAUUGUAUCUUUUUAAAAUUUUAACAUAUAAUCGCAGAGUGGAAAAAAACCUUCCCCCAUUUCAAAUUCCCUGCUCCAGGAGCGUUUGUAGAAAGGGUAGAAUAGGGAGUGUCAAUUUUUUUCUUUUUCCUCUGUGGAACGGGCCAACUUACCGUACACAUGCAUAUUUAAACGGGUCCAGGAGUGUCAAUUUUUUUCUUUGAGUCCUUUUAUUUCUCCGUGGUGGUAAAAUAUAUAUGAAAAAGAAAAAAAAACAAUACUCCUUUUUAUUGCUAAAAAGAAAAAAAUUAACAAUAAACUAAUGCAUGGAUUCUAAUGGGCUAACUGCUAAUCAUAAAAUAAAAGAGUUGAAUGAGUCUGACCUACACGGGAUUUUCCCAUCAAGUAAAAUAAAUGAUCAUCAUGGGUUUGUCAUUCUAAAAUAAGCUAUUUUCUCUAGCAUAAUAUAUAUUAUGCUAUUAUUUUAUAUCUUAGUGGCUAAAAUAUAAUGUAUUUUAAAGUUAUUCAAUGGUUCAACCUCGACCAACCCAAUUAAUCCAAUUUUUAUCAUUUCAAAUAUAUAUUAUGUAAUUAUUUGAUAUCAUAAUGAUUAAAUUAUAGUGUAUAUUAUAGGGAAUCGUUUGGUAUUUGUUAGUAAAAAACUAAACAGAAAGAUCUAUUUGGUUAUUUUUAACAUUAAAACGAUCCUAAACGUUUUCAGUUUCCUUUCGAAAUUCUAUAGUUUUACUCCCGAAUCAGUGAUGUGCAAAUGGCGAAUUGCAGUCAUCUCUUUUCUUUCAUUAUUUUUUAUUUUCAAAUAGAAAGUUUAAAAGUAAAGAAUAAUUAGAGUUUGGCAUGAGUCGGUCAAACAGAUUGAAUUUCAAGUUUUGGCCCGUUUUGAUCAAGUCUAAUUUAUAAUCACAUGGUUCCCUGUUACCCGAUAAAAAUCUCAAUCCAAACCAGUUUGGCAGGUGAGUCCGUGUUUACCACCAUUUCUAGGGAUACAGGAACGGUGGUUCCUAUCCCAAAUCGCGUUGUUCAUUCUUGAUUCUUUAGAUUUUAUCAUGGCUUGGCAAAAAACCAGAAAGCACAAUGAUGACAAAAUGAAAGUUUUAUAAAGAAAAUUAAUCGGCCAAUGGGCCGAGUAAAAGCUAGCAACGAUUGUGAGGUGCUCAUUUCCCGAAAACCGGCGGGAUAGGCGAUUUUUUAUUCAAUUUUAUGGAAUUCGAUUUCUAUAAAACUUACUCCACCUAAUCAUAUUACCAGAAACAAUAUUGUUUCACAAGGUAACAGGUACUUGAUUUUGGUUCAUAAGGCUAAUUUUUGAUUCGUUGCAUCACUCAUGUCUCUUUCCUACUAAAAUUCACUAUUUUUAUCACGUGUUUCUUAAAAAAAACUAUACAACAAUAAGCUAUACACCCAUUACAUUAUAAAAAAAAAAACUAAUUUUCUAGAUGGUCAGUAAUCAUAUCGAUUAAUAAUGUUUACUAAAACAAAAACGUUUAUCAGGAAGAGCAAGGGUAAUUAAGGGACUGCCUCUGUUUACUUAGGCCCAACUAGAAUGUGGGCUCCUCCUUGAGCCCAGGGGCUUUAGAUUUGUCGAUAUGGCAGAGCCGGCAUCAAGGAGGCAUCAAAGAAGUAUCUUUGUCUUCUCUUCGGGCCCAAAGAAGUAGAUGAGGGAGCUACCAACCAAAGCGGUUGGUUUACUCUUCACUUUUGGAAGUGUUGUUUCUCAAUAUUCUUAAGCAAGAGCUGACCUUUUCGUAUUUUUUUUUAUUUGAACCGAAUGCAUUGAGCUAUUCCAAAUCAGACAAAUUAUUAGUGCUAUAGUUUUUUGCUUUUAUAGUACAAUUUCAAGUUGUACCUUUAACGGUAUAACUUUAGCUUGUACCUAUACUAUUUUACAAAUUCUUUUAUGGUACAACUUGAACUUGUACCUUUACGUGAUGGAACAAUUUAAAGUUAUGAAGUUGUACCAUAUCAUAAGGGUGCAAAUUCCUUUAUGGUACAACCCAAACUUAUACAUUUUAUGUUAUGAUACAACUUUAAGUUGUACAUUUAAGCACUCAUGCUUUAUAGCAUAGUAGAAGUGCUCUCCAAAUCAACCCACCAUUGUUAUCCUCAUCACACGAGCGACAAAUACGAGUAUCAAAAUAUCUACGAGUAGCGGAUGUAGGUUGAAGGUAGAGGGAUCAUAAUAACCUUCGGGCACUCGACUUUGAAAUAGAAUAUAAAAUUACAUAUAAAAUUUGUAACAAAAUUAAAAAAAAAUAGGACAAACGGUAAAAUUUCAGCUCUCAAUUACCACAUUCCAAAUUUCUUGUGUUAUAAUUUUUUUUAAGCUUAGUAACGGAAUUGUAUGCCUUACCUUGAUGGCAUUAUCAUUCCUAAUCUUAAUUGUAUCCUAUCAUCUUUUGCGGUUUUGUAUAGUCGGUUGAUUAUUAGUUUAUUAUAAAAAAAAUAAAAAGGAAGUUGCCAACCUACUCGAAUGGUGGUUGCAAUAAUAACACCUCAACUAAGUAAUCAAUCGUCCUAUCUACUUAACAAUGAUUGCCGGCCGGCCGGCCGGGAAAAUAAUAAUAUGUUUCCCGAAGAUGGAAUCAUUGUCGCCGGAGAAUUCACCCCUUUAUCUCUUCUUCUCUUUUACCACUCACCCUCUCCACCCCAAUCGGCAAGAUCAUGGCUAGCUAUAUCAAACCUAGAAGAAAGGACAACCCCAACUUGUGACACUUAAUUAGUACAAUAUUGUGAGGCCCAUGAUUGAUUGCAACAUAACCAGCACGCUAUUAAACAUGUGAUAACGACGAAUUUAUAGUCCAACAAUAUCGAAAUAAUACUACAAUAGAAUAAUCAUAUACAUGUAUUCGAAUCAUUUCAAGUGAAGUUGAUAGAAGUCCGGACUUAGGUGUGUACGUCUAGGGUUCGUGAAUAAGAGAAUUUUGAGAUAAUUGAGAAUCAGAAGAUAAUUAGGGAUUGGAUUGAGUUGUUGGCUUUUUUAAAAUUGGGACAAUAUAUAAGAGUUUUUUUUUUGUCUGAUAAACCAAUCCAGAUAUUUUAUCCAGCAUGUUUGACAUGCCACCAAUACGAUCAAAACCAAUAUUAAUUAACCUUGAAGAUACAUAAAAAGUUCUAUUCACCUAUCGAAAGAGAAUGCCCUUUAGAAAGACGAUAAUCUACCACAAAAUUACCAUCCAUUUACCCAAAAUCAUCCAAUCAAUUCAGCAUUAAAACAUCGAAUCUUCACCAAUCAAUUUGCUAAUUAACACUUAAAAAAAAAACGAAUCUCGAACAAACCCCCCAAAAAAAGAGCUGAAAUUGCAGAGUUUAGUGGUGGGGGUGGGAAAAUGUUUUGGCAUACAUAAAAAGAAGGCACGCGUUAUAAACCCCACCCGUCAAAUCCUCCGUAACUGGAGCCUGUUUUGUUUCCUUUCCCCUGUUUUCCCUCUCUCAACCCUUCCUCUGCUUCCUAUAAUUCCCAUCUCUCCAUGGCGCCACCGCCUGCCAGAUCAUGAUGAGCUUCCACCGCCUCCUCGCUCCGCCGCAUUCUCCAAUCUCCUCCCGCCGCCGCCGCCGGAAGUAUGCUCACCCGCCCUCUACUCCUCCCCUUCACUGGAAGUUGUUCUUCGAUUCUCCUCGCCGUAACAACAAUGGAGGGGCCAAGGUGGCUUCGGCGAGGAAGCUCGCCGCGGGCUUGUGGCAGCUGCAGUCGGCCGCCGGCGGCGGCAAGGUUGCUCGCCUGAAGCCUGAACGUGGAUCAUGCGGUGAUGUAGUAGGAAUCCAGCCAAGCAUGUGCCCUGCACCUUGUGGAAGUGGCACGACCGCAGGAUACCACGAAGAUAACAAGGAUGAUGGACUCCUUCGGCCUCACGUUUCUUCAGAUUUAAGGCAUGGUGUCCUACGUGACAAGAGUUGGAGGAAGGCGAUGGCGAAACGAGACAUUGCUACUUUGUACAAUGAGGCCCAUUGCUUUUACGCUAGGUUGAAAAUUAUUGACCAGCAACACGAUGAGCCGCUUCAAAUUUCACAUGCUUCGGCAUUGCAGUCUCGGCUUUCUCAUGCUCGAUUCCGGAUCAACGAGCUUGAAUCCGAGCGCCGUGGCUAUAGGAAGAGAGUUGGUCAUUUGUUUCGAGAGCUCGAAGAGGAGAGGAGGAUGUGGCGAGCCAAGGAGGAGAACAAACUUCGUGCAGUUUUUGAAGGUCUAAAAGACGAGUUGGGGAGGGAGAGGAAGAGUAGGAAGAAGAUGGAGGUCCUGAAUGCGAGAUUGGUCGAAGAGUUGAGCGAUGUGAGAUCGCGUGCAGAACGAUUUAGAAAGGUUUAUUGGAAGGAGAAGAAGUCCAGAGAGGUCGUCGAGGUGGUUUGUAGCGAGCUAGCUACGAGAGUCGGGGAACAGAAAGAAGAAUUUGAGGAAUUACGGAGGGAUUCAAUUAGAUUCGAGGCCGAGAUUGAGGAAGAGAGGAGGAUGAUGCAAAUGGUUGAAUUGUGGCGUGAAGAAAGGGUUCAAAUGAAGCUAAACGAUGCAAAAUUCGCACUUGAAAGUAAAUACGAUGAAAUGCUGACCUUGAUUUCCCAACUCGAUGCUUUGCUAAUGUCAGGGAGUGCUACCUCCAUAGAUGCAAUUGAGCCAAGCCGAUCAGAAGAGGUCAAGGAAGUAGCCAAGAGGUUGCAGAGUAAUGUGAGUGAAGAUGAUGAAUUCGUUCACGAGCCUCAUGCAUCGCGUGACUUGUACACAGUACUCGAGGAAAUUGGAGGAGUUGGAGGCAAGGUUGGGGUUACUCAAGCUUGCAAUGAUCGAACUGUUAGCCUCACCAAUGGAUUUGAUUCGAGACACGACACGAGCAGCAAGGGCUCGAAUUGCUCCCUCGAGGAGAGCGAGCAUCAUGCUAACAUGCUGGUGUGUGAUGAUCAGGUCGAACGAACGGUUCAGGAGGUGCCUUUAGUGCGACCAGAUGCUCCUGCUGUCGAUGGAUUUCGAGACCAAGGUUGUGUAGGUGAAUGGAACUUAAAUGAACUCAUGAACCCUCACAUUACUAGAGGGAUCAAAGGCAGGGUUGAGUGGCCACGAGGAUCCAGGAAAUUUAUCACAUCAAAGGCUAAGGGAUCCCAAGCUAGAAUGGAAAGGCAGAAAGCUAAAUUGCGUAGUGUUGUCAAGCACAGGAGUAUCCACCAGUAGAGCUGAAGUUGUCACGAACAAUUUUUGGGCCCGGCCCAACCAAAUGACUGAUUUUGGGCUGUCUCAAACAUUUGUUUUUAGUUCUGUAAAGUGAUUCACUAAAUCACUUGCCUAAUUGGCCAAUUCCAAUUUCCGAACCAUCCAAUAUUGCGGUAGAUGAUAGUUUCAUAAAAUUGGAACGAUACAGAGAAUAUUAACAUGACCCUUCGCAAAGAUGACACGCAUAAUAUGGUAUAGUAAUGUUGGAAGUUUCUUUGUUUCCAAAAGGAAUCCUAUAAUCAGGCUACACACCAACUCUUCUCAUAUGAUAAAAAAGCUCUUCACUUGAACCAAUUGUCCUUCACGAUAUCAUGGUCUGUGAAAUUGUAUUAUAAAUUGAAUUACACAAGUUAGCAGAAUAAUAUCUUGAUGGUAUGAAUGUGGUUCUACAAAUGUUAUACUAGUUCAACGUACGAUCAACCAAAAUUUAUUGGUAGUUGUUACUCUAACUAUAUAAAGCUGACUGACACGAAUUUUCAUAGUAUUUGUUUUUACAUGUAUUGGGAGGAAAGACCGAUAACAAUAAUGAUGAGGAACCUAACACCUUGUAAAAAAAUUUAAUGAUGAGGUCAUCUGGUUCAUACAUCUUCGUUCGACCUCUUCGAGAGUAGAUCGGGAGAGGUAAGAGUAGCCCCCGGGAUAUACACUAUGAUGUCCAAAUUAGUACGAUUCGAGAUGAUGAAAGUAAACUAGAGAGAAAUAGAUUUUAGAGAGAGAUCAUGUGUGGUGAAUACGUAAAGGAAAGAUAUAUCUCUUAGCGUGGAAGCGGUUAAGACUUAAGAGUCUUUAUACAGGAGCUGCGAGCUUCCUUGUUGAGAAGUCUUGGAGUGGGAUUAUGUCUUAAGAGUCUCGCUGAGAUACUUCGCAGCGGCAUUGUGUCAUAAGUGAGAAGCUUUGCGAUGGGUUUAGCCUCGUUGAUGACGUAGAAGUUUAUCGUUAUAGAUAUAUUAAUAUCUAUAUUCCAAGUCCCAACAUUAUUCGUGUGUUAUACUGAUCUAGCUCGCAUAAACAGUAUUUAGAGUCCGAUUCGAUCUGCCGAUAUGGUACGAUAAGAUAAUCCAUACACCAUAUUGAUUGCUGGGAUAAUAAUGCUAGUGUUGAAAAUUUGGACAACUUUCUCCCUUAACCACAAUUUCCCCCAUUUAUGUUUCUUCCUUGGGCCGGCCUCCUAUGUGGAAUCAUUUUAGCCAGAACUUUACUUUGGGCCGGUUGAUUGAAAGACAGCAUGUGCCCUGGCCCAUCCACCAAUAAUUUUCUGUAAUCGAAAAGACCAAUGACAAUAUCCCAACAGCCAUGUUUCAUUUCAGUGGUUAGAAGCCACAAAUAAUUAAGGUGACGAAAUCAAGCUUUCGACUUCAAAAUGGGUAAUCAAUUCGAAUAUUACGUGGAAGAGCAUAGCAAACAAGAGAUUACGAUCACAUCAAUAAAACAAAUCAAAGUCUAUUCGGCUCAUCCCACUAUCAAGCGCAAAACCAUAAGACCCAUAAACCGUGGCAACUAGGAUCCAAUUCCAUGAAUCCAAUCCAUCCACCAAAUUAUUCACAUAAUCCAAUCCAUUUAAAUCCAAUCCAUUUGAUCCAAAUCCAAUUGGAUUGGUGGAUUCAUGGAUCAAUCCAUGGAUCCAAAUGACAAACUACGAUUUGGUACCUAUAUUUUUUAUAUUUUAUAUUUUGGUACCUAAAAUUUAUAUUUUUAUACGAAAAAUAUCAUUGGAAAUUUACAUUUUGGUACCUAAAAAUUUUCAUUAUGACAUUUUAGUACCAAAACUUUUCAAAUUUUACAUUUUGGUCCAAGCCUUUGAUGUCAUUUGGAUUCAUGGAUCAAUCCACCAAUCCAUUUGAUCCAAUCCAUGAAUCCACCAAUCCAUUGGAUCCAAUCGAUUUGAUCCAUGGAUCCACCAAUCCAAUCCACGAAUCCGAUCCAAUUGCCACUUCUACAUAAACCCAAAUAUCAGCG